AUGGAAAUCGAGUUUAAUUCAAAUGGAUGUGGAAGUGAAAACCUUAAAUUUCUAGAUUCUUAAUCAAUCUAAGUUUUACCAGAAAAGGCCAUAUAUAAACUAGAUAAAAUAUAUCCUCCUAAUUCAUUAUAGGAAUAAAUAUAUGAAGAUGUAGGUAAAGAAAUGGUAAAUGAUGUUCUUUAAGGCUAUAAUGGUACUAUAUUUGCAUAUGGAGCAACAGGUUCUGGUAAAACACAUACAAUGUUUGGCUAGGUUAAUGAUUAAUAAUUGAAAGGAAUAAUACCUAGAGUCAGUGAUUAGAUAUUUUCUUUUAUAAACUCUUGUCAAGACUAAGAAUUUUAGAUUUCUUGUAGUAUGUUAGAAAUUUAUAAAGAAUAAUUAUUUGAUCUUUUAAAUGUAAAUCGAGUUGGCUUAAAAAUCAAAGAAAAUACUAAAGAAGGAGGCAUAUAUGUUCAAGGAUUAACUAACAUAUAAGUUGAAAGUGAAUAAGACAUAUUAGAUGCCAUCAAUCUAGGAUAUUCAAGCAAAUAAACUCGAGAAACACGCAUGAAUGAGUACUCUUCAAGGUCACAUACUAUAUUUACUAUAAAUGUAUCACAAAAAAUGGCAAAUGGAUAGUAAAAAUAGGGCAAGUUAAAUCUUGUAGAUCUAGCCGGAUGUGAAAAAAUUGCCAAAACAUAAGCUUCUGGUGAGAUGUUGGAAGAAGCUAAAAAAAUAAACCUUAGUUUAUCAUGUUUAGGAAAUGUUAUUCAUUCACUUACUAAUGGAAAUGAUCACAUUCCAUAUAGAGAUUCUAAAUUAACUAGAAUUCUAUAAGAAUCAUUAGGAGGAAAUUUCAAAACUUCACUAAUAGCGGCUAUUUCUCCCCAUUCUAGUUAACAUGAGGAAUAAAUAAGUACUCUGAAAUUCGCAACUAGGGCUAAAACUAUAAAAAAUAACGUUAAAAUGAACAUUAUUUUAUCAAAUGAAUAAAUGAGGUUAUUAAUUGAAUAAUUAAAAGCGGAAUUAUUAAAAAGUCAGGAACAAAGUAAUAAAUGGAAAAAAAUAGCCUAGAGAAUGAAAGAAGAGCUUAAAAAUAAUGGAAAUAUAGGGGGUUAAUGUAGUUUAAGUUUUCUAAAAAAUUUAGAAGAGAUUUUUAAUGAGACUGAAAAUAGUUAAAAUGAAGUAUAAAAUAAUAGUUUAAAUGAAAAUAAUGGGAAUCUAGAUGAAUCAGAAAUAGAUGUGAGUAUAGGAGAAUAGGGAACUAAUAAUUAAAUGAAGAGUAUUUAUAGUGGAAAAAAGGAUUAUUUUUAAGGGAAAAAUAAUAAUAUGGAAGAAAUUUUUUAAUAAAGGAAAAAUAAUAAGAAUUUUAAGAAUUUAGAAAAAGAAAUUUUCUAGUUAAAAAAAUAAAUUUUGGAAAAUGAAAAAUAAUAAGCGGAUUAUAAAAUUCAAAAUUAAUAAUAAGAAUAUUAACUUAAUUAAUAAAAAUCUAAAAAUGAAUAUAAUUUGUUCCAAACUGAAGUUUUAUAAAAACAAGUUUCUUCACUAGUUUAAUCUAUUUGUAAAUAUGAAAAAUAAAUUAAUAUAUUAAUAUAGGAAAAAGCAUCGGCUGUUAAAAAUAAUGUAGAAGAAUAUCUUAAAUAAAAAUUUGAUUUUCAAGAAAUUCGUUAUUCUGAAUAUUUUAAAAAUACAUCAAGUUAAUCCAUUGAUAAUUAUAUUUAAGAGUGGUCUGAAUAAUAAAAAAAAAUGCAAUAAUUAGGUGUUGAUGAAGCUAAUAUAUUUUAAUUAAAUUAUAAUAAUACAAAUACAUAAUAAAGUCAAGAAAAAGAAGAAGAAGGAUUUAUAUCUUAAAGGAGAAAUACAUUCUAAAUUGCAGAAAAUAUACUUAAAUAAGGAAAACAAAGUAUGAAUAAUACUACGAAUUCUAAAUAAAUAAUAGAAAAAAUAUCCAGUUUUCCUUAAAAACUAGAAUAGUUUCACAGAAAAAACCCUAUUUCAAGAGAUUUAAUAAUAAUAUAAUUAAAAAAAGAAUUAUUUAAUUCAUAUAUUAUAAAUUAAACUUUGUCAAGAACUAUAUCAACAUUGGAAUGGUAAUAAAUAAUAGAAUAUGGAAAAGGAACAUCAUUAAUAGAAUUAAAUAAAGUAUAAAAAAAAUAUAUAGAAAAUCUAGAAAAAGUAAUAAAUGAAUCAAGCACAAACUAUAAACUUUUAAGAAGUAAAAUAGAAUAAAUAGAAUUGGAAGAGCAUAUAUAAAAAGAUGCAAAUAAACAAAUCGAAAAAAAAAAAAUAUUAAAGGAAAAUUAAAAUAAUAAAAUAUUAAAUGAAUAAAAUGAUAGAUAAUCAUUUAUAAAAAGUUUUUAAGGAAUAGAAUUAACUUAAUAGAGUAUAAAUGAAAAUUGUUAAGAAAAAACAAUUAUAUUAAAAGAACUAAAAUAAAUGGAAGAAAUUAUUUAACUAAAUGUUAUUCCUUUAACAUAUGAAUAGGCUAUGUUAGAACUAAAAGAAAGAAAUUUAUUAAUUAAGAGAGUAUAUGAUGAAAUAAAAGAUAAUUUUUUCAGUGGAAUUAAUUAAUAAUUAAUCGAUUUAAUUCUUAAAGAAAAAGAAAGGCUUGAAAAUAAAGUUACUUCUUUAUAAAAUGAACUUAAUAUGGAAAUAGAAAAAUCUCAAUAUUAUUCAGAUGCCUUAAAAUCAGAAAAAAUAAAUUGUGUUUUAUAAUAAGAAUAAUCUAAGGAAUUAGAAUAAUAUAUGUUGAAAAAAAUAAAAGAAGAAAUUGAAUAAGCGGAAAAAAACUAAAAAUUAAUUAAAGAAUAGCACGAAUCUGAAAUAUAAAAAUAUUU
Molecule: messenger RNA, 2816 nt
Organism: Ichthyophthirius multifiliis
Lineage: Eukaryota; Ciliophora; Oligohymenophorea; Hymenostomatida
Product: kinesin motor domain protein
Exons: 8
Biological process (GO): microtubule-based movement
Molecular function (GO): microtubule motor activity; ATP binding; microtubule binding
Source: RefSeq, a predicted model, not a curated record